GUUAUUACAAAACCACCCCUCCUCGAUUCCCGCGCAGUAUUAGGCGGCGGCGCCGUUCCUCUUCGCUCGAGGCGCCCCCACUUUUCCGUUAAUCUCGCAACGCUUCGACGGGGGUAAUUUCGUAAUUUCGCAUCCGGCGAACAACGCGAGCAUCCGAGGGGAGCAGGUGAGCUCCUUCUUCUUCUUCUUCUCCCCCAUUUCUCACUCCCCUUUUGACUUAGAGCGGGGUUGGAAUUAGGGUUAGGGUUAGGGUUUCUUCUGUUGGAUCUUUCUGCUAGUUGGAUCCGAAGCUUACGCCUUGACGGAAGAAUCUCCGGCGAUUUGUUAUAAGUUUGAGGGAAUUAGGUGGGUGCUUAGAUUCUGAUCCUCUAAAGAGUGAUCAAAGGAAAACAAUGCGAGCGCCGUCGCUCCUUUCGCAAUGCUUGCCCGGAUUAUUACCCCACGACAAGGCGAGCCAUUGUGUUAACGUAGUCUCUGAAAAGGAUCUUCAUCUCCCUUCACCUGCGGUCGAGAUUAUUCCAUCAAAGAAUGCUCACCCCUAUAAAUAUGCUGGAGAGAAUGUGGAAAUGCAAGGCCUCAACAUCUUCAAGGGAAGAGUUAGUGUGGCUGAUAUUGUUGGGUUGUCGAAAUCAGAUGCAAUGACCUCAAAAGCCGAAGGGCCACUGAAAUCCUGGGAGAGUUCAAUCGAUCUCGUAAAUGUUCUUAAGAAUGAAAUACGCGAUGGGCUAUUGAGCUUUAGAGGAAAGCGUAUUCUAGAGCUUGGUUGUGGCUAUGGUCUUCCUGGGAUUUUUGCUUGCCUAAAGGGUGCUUCCACGGUCCAUUUUCAAGACCCAAACGCCGAAACAAUAAGAUGCAAAACCAUCCCCAAUGUUCUCGCAAAUCUCGAGCAGGCUAGAGAAAGGCAGAGCCACCAACCGGAGAGCCCCCUCACCCCAUCUCGCCAACAACUGCCCCAUGACAUCCAUUUCUACGCAGGGGAGUGGGAGGAGCUCCACACGGUGCUCUCAGUAGUUCAAAAGGACAGUUUUGAUGUAGGGAUGGGUCUUGGAUUUUCCGAAGACGAUCUCAUGGAUGGGUAUAGCAGUCAGGACGGAAGCAUUGUUGGCCACGAAACUUCUUCUAGAAGAUCAAGGAAGCUCAGCGGGAGUCGUGCAUGGGAGAGAGGGCACGAGGGGGAUGUAGGAGAUGGUGGGUAUGACAUUGUUUUGAUUAAUGAGAUCCCUUACUUGUCGGGUGCUCUUCAAAAUCUUUAUGCACUCAUAAAGAAGUGCUUGCGACCACCGUAUGGGGUGCUGUAUUUGGCUGCGAAAAAGCACUACGGUGGUUCCAACAGCGGAGCACGGCAACUGAAAGCCCUGGUAGACGAAGAAGGCACGUUCGGCGCUCAUCUCGUCUCCGAACUGGCUGACAGGGAAAUCUGGAAGUUCUUCUUCAAGUAAAGCUGCAAAAUUGGCCGAGCCAAGAGAGAACAGAUAAAGAUCGUUUUGGUCACUGCUUUGUUUCGAAUUAUUAUGUAUAUAAAGCAUCAAUUUGUACUCUUUCUUCUUUCUUUCGUUUCAGUAAUAAUGUUAUGGACCACAGAUUCGGUGAAUAAUUUCAUUUUUCGUCAAAUGUUUAUGCGUACGCUGAGGUAUCAGUUUGUGUUUAAAUUACACUGCAGGAUAGACUAUUUUGAGUUCAAA
Ananas comosus (pineapple) is the source of this 1682-nucleotide messenger RNA. RefSeq names its product histidine protein methyltransferase 1 homolog. The coding region runs from base 393 to 1439 and encodes 348 amino acids. The record is from RefSeq and is a predicted model, not a curated record. Lineage: Eukaryota; Viridiplantae; Streptophyta; Magnoliopsida; Poales; Bromeliaceae. The transcript has 8 exons.